AUGUCGCUACACGAAAACAGCAGCAUAGCCCGCAGCAGGACAUCUGUCAAUAAUGACAAUGCCGGAGACACGGAAUACGAGCUUCGCACCAGCACCGACCCCUUCUUCUCCAGAGACGGGACUGUCCUCCACGUCAACCCAGUUGUCAUAUUGCGCAACACAACAAGCGCCAGGUCCAAUUUUAUCUCUCCAGAGACCCUCAAAGCCGGUAUUGAAAGCUGGCUAAGCAGUCCUGACAGUACUAGCCCGGACGCCAGACAGCGACGAGAAAGUGUUCGUGGCGCGAUCGAUGAUGUAGUACACAAACAAGGCCCGGAGCAGUCAUCUGGUGGGCUCAUCGAUCCUUUGAAUGAUUUUGUCAAGAGGAACGUCAUUGUACCUCUCUCCGAUAUCUCGGACGCGAGCCAAGAAGGAGUCCCGAGUACUAUGGUUUUACGAGGCUAUGCCCAGAGUGGACUUGCCGACCUCGCAUGGACAUUUGGAGGCAGCGAAGAUCCAAACGUCAGCCAGAGUAUCAUCCGUUCUUGUCCAUCCCUCAAGUUUGCCCCCAUCUUUCCAGAUGUUGAUGGCAAUGAGAUCCACGUCGAAUCUCGUCUCACCGCUGAGGGAUACUACCUCCGCCCCGCAACUAUCCUGGGACAUUUCUCCAUGACUGGUAAUUCCAUCCAGCCCAGGCAUCGUACACACCGAGAUACCCCCGAAUAUCAAUCAGCGUUCGUCAAAAGAUUCACCGACAAGGUCAAUCAGACCAUUGCGGAGAGCUUCAUAAAAGAUGGACAGCAGAUGUGCGACAACGAUGUGUACAGGCAUUAUGAUGGUACCAUCUAUGACAGUGUUGGGGUCAACCUUCAAAGCGAGGUAGCCGAUGUGGAAGGCAUUCCAAAUAGGUUGACCUUUGCAAACUACCCGUCCCAGUGGACAGGGAACUUGGCUGGAAGAGCACAUCGCCAGUUAUCUGCUGAGAGCGUCGUCCCCAACGACAGGCCCGUGGGACGUUUGGGUUUGCCAGAGGAGUUGAGCGACAAUUGGUGGGCGUGA
This is a messenger RNA of Cryptococcus wingfieldii CBS 7118, 1038 nucleotides long. RefSeq lists its product as hypothetical. The transcript has a single exon. NCBI's taxonomy places the organism in Eukaryota, Fungi, Basidiomycota, Tremellomycetes, Tremellales, Cryptococcaceae. The coding region runs from base 1 to 1038 and encodes 345 amino acids. The record is from RefSeq and is a predicted model, not a curated record.